This is a messenger RNA of Naumovozyma dairenensis CBS 421, 2178 nucleotides long. RefSeq names its product Nab3p (gene NAB3). Lineage: Eukaryota; Fungi; Ascomycota; Saccharomycetes; Saccharomycetales; Saccharomycetaceae. The record is from RefSeq and is a predicted model, not a curated record. The transcript has a single exon. The coding region runs from base 1 to 2178 and encodes 725 amino acids. Gene Ontology annotation, molecular function: RNA binding.
AUGCCAGUCACAGAAGACCAAAUGUAUUCUCCUACACCUUAUGAUGGGGGUGAUAAUCAGAAUGAAAAUGAAGAUCAACAAAUAGAAACUCUUGAAGAUGAUAGCAAUAGUGAAAAUUUUAAACAAAGUAAUCAAAGUAAUCAAAAGGAGGAGAUUUCGAAUGAAGACGCUCUUGAAUCUAAUGAUAAUACUGAUGCUAAUCCAAAGAAUAAUGAUGACAAAGACGAUGAAGAUGAAGAUGAAGAUGACGGUGACGAUGACGAUGACGAUGACGAUGCAAGUGACCUAUACAAAGAAGAUGACAAUGAAGAAAAAACGCAAGCCAUCGAUACUGCUGAUGAAGCAGAAUCCGUACUUGAACUUCAAUCUGACUCUGAGUCUGAACAUGCUAGCGAGAAUGAUGAUAAAAAUAAUGAAGAAGAUGUUGAUGAUGAUGAUGAGGAGGAGGAGGAGGAGGAGGAUGACAAUGCGAAAAACGAUGCAGGUUCAAGUCAAUCAGACGAUGAAAAAGAAAGUUUGGAACACAAUGAUAGCAAUAACGAAGAUGAAUCCACUGAAUCUACAAAGGAAUCGUCUUCCUCUUCUGAUGAAGAAGAAGACAAACAAGAAAUACAAAACACUAAAAUUGAGUCCUCAAUAAGUUCAAAUAUAUCAAAUUUAGAUGCAGACGUCGAUCAAAAUUUAUUACAAAAACAAGCAAAUUAUAUUAUAGAGAGUGGGAUGCUAGAUCGUGCAGAGUUUAAAUCAUUAGAUGAAAGACAAAAAUUAACCGCCAUUUUAACGAUGUUAAAUUCAAAUCCAGCUACAAAAUUAACUAUGCCACAGGAGACGGCACCGGUAGAAUCACAAAUAUACGAUACAACUAGUAAUAUCAACCAACAACAUCAAAAACAGGAAAGAAAAUUGACGCCUGCCGAAAAGAGAAGAUUGGCUCCAAGACCAGAUUUGACUAGACCAAUGACACAAGAAGAACGUGAAAGAUAUAGUGCAUAUUUACGUGGUGAAAAUAAAAUUACAGAAAUGCAUAACAUCCCAUUAAAAUCGAGACUUUUCAUUGGGAAUUUACCAUUGAAAAAUGUCUCCAAGGAAGAUUUAUUUAGAAUCUUCUCUCCAUAUGGACAUAUUUUACAAAUCAAUAUCAAAAACGCUUACGGUUUCAUUCAAUAUAAUAACCCUCAAAGUGUUAAAGAUGCCAUAGAAUUGGAAUCAAAUGAAAUGAAUUUUAGUAAGAAGUUGAUCUUGGAAGUUUCAAGUUCGAAUAGUCGUCCACAAUUCGAUCAUGGUGAUCAUGGUACAAAUAAUAGUACUACUUUCAUCUCUUCUUCAAAACGUCCAUUUGAUAAUGCAGAUGAAGAUGAUGGAGGAGAUAUGUAUUCAGAUGGUAGUGCUAAGAAAUCUAAAAGACGUACUCCAGCAUGCGUUAUUUACGUUAAGAAAGUAGCAGAUCGUGGUUAUGCAAACGAAGUCUUCAAAAGAUUUAGAAAUAGUACAGGUUUGGAAACUGAUAUGAUAUUCUUGAGACAAGGAAUGGAUUUGAGAAAAUUAGUCAAUGAUGCUGCAUAUGAUGGUGUUUGGGGUGUAGUCUUUCUCAAUAAGAGCCGUAAUGUAGAUAUCCAAACAUUCUAUAAAGGUCCACGUGGUGAAACUAAAUUUGAUGAAUACAUUAACGUUUCUUUAGACGAUACAAUCUCGAUCUUCACUAGUCUAAAGAAUGGCACUGGUCCUACUGGUCAUCAAUUGCCAAUGCCCAACAAUGCAAAAAAUGCUUACGGAUAUAAUCAACCAAUUCAGCCAAUGGGUACUGCACAAGGUCCUCCCCCGCCACCACAACAGCAACAGCAACAGCAACAGCAAGGGUAUUAUCCAGGAUACGGUAUGCAAGCACCUCCACAGCAACAACAGAAUGCAUAUGUGCAGCAAGGAUAUGGAAUACCUCAAGCACCACAACAACAGCAAUCAGAUUAUAAUCAAAUGAAUCAGGGAUAUGGUCGUUAUCAAGGUAAUAUGAGUGGGGUUCCACCUGUUCAAAAUCAAAUGAAUCAAUCGUAUGGGCGUUAUCAAAAUCCUAAUAUGCAACCUUUAUCUCAACAGCAGCAGCAACCAGUACAACCAGUACAAAUGACACCACCUGUCCAAACGAAUCAACAAAAUCAAUUAACUUCUUUAUUUAGGAGGUAA